AUUUUUAGUAUUAUUCGGAUACAUGAACAUAUUGAGGGGCAAAAAAAAAAAAAAAAAAAGAAAAAGCAGGAUUGAAGAAUUCCAAUUAAUUGCUCUCCCGCCACCAAAAAGAAUACGAAAAUUCUGCUUUGAUUAUGCAAAUUUUCUCGAUUUAUUAUUCUAAAAAACACAUGUAGCGACCAGUAAGCAUGAGUGUUGCUGCAGCAGCCGUUGCGGCGGCGGAAGAAAACGCCCGCCAUGUGUUUGACAUGCGGGCCAUUGCCAACCGCUACGCGGCGCUGCUUCAGCUCUGCGAUCCUCGCCGUCCCGCCGCCGAAUCUCGAGCCCGGACCGUCCAUGCGCACAUGAUAACUUCUGGGUUCAGCCCAAAGAGCCAUAUCCUUAACCGUCUGAUUGAUAUAUAUUGCAAAUCAGCUAACGUCAACUACGCGAAGAAGCUGUUUGAUGAAAUUCCCCACACGGAUGUUGUUGCGAGAACCUCUCUGAUUGCGGCAUAUUCGGCCUCCAGGAAGCCCAAGCUUGCAAGAGAAAUAUUUGAUAGCACGCCUCUGCGCUUUCGUGAUACGGUCAUGUACAAUGCAAUGAUCACUUGUUAUUCACAUAACAACGACGGCCAUGCGGCGAUCAGAUUGUUCAAUAGUAUGAGAGCAGUUCAUUUAUGGCCUGAUUAUUUUACAUUUUCUAGUGUGCUUGCUGCUUUGGCACUUAUAGCUGAUCAGGAGAAGCAUUGCGGGCAGCUCCACAGUUCAGUGAUUAAGUCAGGGGCGAAUAGGGCAACCUCAGUUGUGAAUGCUCUUAUAUCAGUUUAUGUUAAGUGUGCUUCCUCACCCUUUGUACUGUCCUCUUCUUUACUGGAAUCAGCGAGGAAGUUAUUUGAUGAGAUGUCGGUAAAGGAUGAACUAACCUGGACUACAAUCAUCACGGGCUACGUGAAAAAUGAUGACCUUGAUGCUGCUAAGGAGAUCUUUGAUGGGAUAAAUGAGAAGUUCGUGGUUGCUUGGAACGCAAUGAUAUCAGGAUAUGUGCACAAGGGACGUUUUCAGGAAGCGCUAGAGUUGUUAAGGAAAAUGUAUCUUUCAGGAAUAAAGUUGGAUGAAUUUACUUUUACUAAUAUUCUUAGUGCAUGUGCAGAUGCUGGAUUGUUUCAUCAUGGAAAGCAGCUUCAUGCUUACAUAGUGAAAACAGAACCGACGUUUGGAGGCGAAUUUUCAGUCUCUGUCAUUAAUGCACUCAUAACAUUAUACUGGAAAUGUGGCCAGGUGGAUGAAGCGUGUAAAGUUUUUGAAAAGGCUGAGUUCAGGGAUAUCAUUUCUUGGAAUACAGUAAUAUCAGCCUAUGUGAGUAGAGGAAAAAUCAAUGAAGCAAAAUCAUUUUUUGAUAGGAUGCCUGAAAAGAAUUCCUUAACAUGGACUGUUAUGAUAUCUGGGUUUGCACAAAAUGGGUUUGGCGAGGAAGGUUUAAAAGUGUUUAACCAGAUGAGAUUGAAUGGCAUUGAACAGUGCGAUUACGCUUUUGCCGGGGCAAUCACUUCUUGCGCCGUGCUUGCAGAUUUGAAGCAUGGGACUCAGCUUCAUGCUCAGCUUUUGCAACUUGGUUUUGAUUCUAGCCUUUCAGCAGGAAAUGCUCUAAUAACAAUGUAUGCCAGAUGUGGUGAUCUCGAGGCUGCAGAGUCUUUAUUUUUCACAAUGCCAUUCAUAGAUUCCAUAUCUUGGAAUGCAAUGAUUGCAGCGUUAGGCCAGCAUGGACGUGGCGCUCAAGCACUAAGCCUUUUUAAAGAAAUGUUGGGCGAACAAAUAGUGCCGGAUCGAGUAUCUUUCCUUAUAGUUCUUUCAGCUUGUGCUCAUGCAGGUCUUGUGGAAGAAGGUCGCGACCUCUUUCAUUCCAUGUCUGAGAAUUUUGGAAUGACUCCCGGUGAAGAUCAUUAUGCUGUUUUAGUGGACUUACUAUGUCGUGCUGGGAAGUUAUCAGAAGCAAAAUCUGUAAUUGACUCAAUGCCGUUUGAGCCUGGGGCACCAAUCUGGGAAGCUUUACUUGCUGGUUGUCGAAAUCAUCGAAAUGUAGACUUAGGGGUCCAAGCAGCAGAGCACCUAUUCAAUCUGAUUCCCCAGCAUGAUGGAACCUACAUUCUUUUAUCAAACAUGUUUUCAAACUCUGGUCAUUGGGAUGAAGCAGCUAAGGUCAGAAAAUUAAUGCGAGAGCGUGGAGUAAAGAAAGAGCCUGCUUGUAGUUGGAUUGAAGUUGAAAACAAGGUGCAUGUGUUCUUGGUCGAUGAUACUAUACAUCCUGAGAUGGUGGCAAUUUACAGCUAUCUGAAGGAAUUAGGACAGAGAAUGAGGAAACUGGGUUAUGUUCCAGAUACUAGAUAUGUAUUGCAUGAUAUGGAGUCUGAGCAAAAGGAAUAUGCUUUGUCUACUCAUAGUGAAAAGCUUGCUGUUGUGUAUGGGCUCUUGAAACUUCCUCCUGGAGCCACGAUAAGGGUCUACAAGAACCUUCGUAUUUGUGGUGAUUGCCACAAUGCGUUUAAGUUCAUGUCGAUGGCAGAAAAUAGAGUUAUUAUUGUGAGAGAUGUGAAGAGAUUUCAUCACUUCAGAAAUGGUGAAUGCUCAUGUGGUAAUUACUGGUGACGAGUGAUCCGUUUUCCCAUAUCUGCUGGUCUGAAGUCCUGUAUUGGCUAAAGGCAUGGUCUCAUCCUCAUGCUAGAAGAUCCAAAAAAGGAUCUGAAGCCUGUGCUCGAUUAUGAAUAGGCUCGGAGUUUGGGUGUUCAAGCUGGUGGAAAGCUUUGGGUUGUCUCGCCAAUGAUCUUUCCAUCCUUGCCUGAAAUAUGUCCCAAUUGAUGUUGAGCCACAUAGGCGUCACUGAUUUUGGGAAUGGAAGGUUGGACAAAGAGUUAUUUCAGUAGUACACUUGCAUCCAAGCAAAAGAAUUUUGCAAUAUCUCCAGGUAAUAUCUGAUGUAUGAUUGCACCAAGGAUCUCAUUCUUUUAUCUCACUGACCGCUGAUAGGUUGUUACAUCCACAUGUACCUUCACGUAAUUGCUCUCUCCGAAUGUUUAUAAGUGAUUAUAAAUAAUCUUCAGGUUUCUACUCUUCAUGAACAAAGUUCAUUGAUGGUGUUCAACCAUGGGGAACUGCAAUCCCUUGUUCUUAUUUGAGCUUUCUUGAUCACUGUGUCCAAGGAUCACUGGUUCACGUGGUUGCCAAUUCAAGAAGGGAUUCCGUCACUGUUGAGAUCCUAUCGUAUCCCUCAUCGGAAGGGUUUAAAGUUACAACACUUCUGUAAGGCAGUAACUAAAAUCAGGCGGCGACAUGCUCAUGCAUUGUGGAUUUGGUCUGAUUGAACCCUGAUCAUGGUAGUGAUCCAUGGCUUUGCGGUAUUAUGAUAGAGUUAAGGAAUUACAAAUGGAGAAGAUGCUCCUCUUCUAGGUUUUGGCUUAUUGUAAGGAUGGCUGGUAUCGGUGGCAGUUAGCACUAGCACAUUGUAUGCAGUAUACAGGAUAUCAAAUUGGUUAGACACCUAUACAACAACUAGUCGUUAUUCCACUUUGUUAAGUUGGAAAUAUGCAUCAUCAUGUGGACUUUCUUUUCGACUUAGUGAUGACAAAGAAAUGGAGAAUAAUUUAAGGAAGCAAAACUGUAUUACUAUGUUUGUGUUCCUAUCGGAUCUCUAAUUUAAUGGGAAAAUAUGUUUUUCUUGGC
Molecule: messenger RNA, 3695 nt
Organism: Oldenlandia corymbosa var. corymbosa
Lineage: Eukaryota; Viridiplantae; Streptophyta; Magnoliopsida; Gentianales; Rubiaceae
Source: the annotation of a GenBank genome assembly